This is a messenger RNA of Dichomitus squalens LYAD-421 SS1, 5554 nucleotides long. Its product is annotated as WD40 repeat-like protein. The record is from RefSeq and is a predicted model, not a curated record. Gene Ontology annotation, molecular function: protein binding. The coding region runs from base 403 to 2412 and encodes 669 amino acids. NCBI's taxonomy places the organism in Eukaryota, Fungi, Basidiomycota, Agaricomycetes, Polyporales, Polyporaceae. The transcript has 13 exons.
AUUUAUGCUAGAACGCUUUUCAAACACUACGGGUAUCCACUCUGGCACGCAUCUCCUGAGUUAGACAAAGAGUAUGGUCCUCGGGAGGUCGAGCUUGGCUCAGUGGGAUGGGUUGACGAAGGGAGAUUUCGUCAUCUCUUCAACGCUAGGAAAGCAGAAGACGAUCCUUUCAACGUGGGUAGGGUGCCCGAGGGUUUUGUGCGUUUCAACCCGAAGAAUUUGCACGAGACUCAACCCGAGGCCGUCAUCAUCAAACCAUACGUCGCGAGUCAGCACAUUUCAAACGUGUCUGUUUCGGGAGAUGCAAAUGCGAGUCCCGCUGCGCUAGUGAGUGCCGGAGGUGGCCUCUCCUUCUCGUGCUCUCAGGACACAGGCGCUGUCCUAGUUUUAGAACCUCCCGCAAUGCAGACGAAAUUCACUCAGAGACGACACAUUAUCACCUAUUUGCGUACUCACUUCGAGAGUUGGUCCGAGUACGCCAAUAGCGAGGAGUGCGGCCUAACUAUCAAGCAGGAGGAUCUGCGGUUCGUGUCGGGUACAGUGAAGACGACGAGGUGGGCGAGCUCGGCGUGGGCCGGGAGCCACAAGAACAAGCAGGCGUCGGUGACAGUCCAGGUGCCGAAUAUGGCGAGCCUCGAUCUCAAAGUUUCGGUCGAAGAGCAAAACUUACCAUAUAGCUGGUACAAUAAGGGGCCGAUCACCGAUCCAAAGUCGAAGGCGCCAGCCGUUGGUCUGCUCACGAACCAACAAGCGAGCCUUCCGUCGACGACAUCGACGGAGGAGACAAGGGAUCAGUGUCUCUUCUUCAACUACUUCACGGCGAAGAAGCGGCUCUGGUUCAACCGAGUUAUGCAAGGGGCGGCCGGUCCACACCAACUUCCACCCGGCGGACCUGACCCCGAGGGUAAUGAACCCAUAGGUGGCGAAUCAGGCUCGGACGAUGAGGCACUAUCGACGUACACAUCGUACAAUCCAGUCGCGUAUUUACUCGACUACAUCCUCGCACACUCGGAAGCGGACAUGGCAAUUGCAUCCGACAGAGAUCUCAUCGCAAUUUUUGGAGAAGAAGGCGUACCUGAAGACAUAUAUGCUGGCUUGGAGGAACUCCAGCCCGAAGUCGAGGUAGACGAGAGUGGAGUGGGAACGGUCUCUGUCGACACGACUUGGCUAGACAAACAACUUGCCUCAGAGACUGCCAUAUUAACGAGGACAGAAGGCGAUAUUAACGAAGCGGGUGCUCACUCUGGGUCUGAAGAGCUGCAAGCGACGUUAGGCGGCCCAGAGACGGAAACCACCUCCUUCGAUCAUCAGAAUCCUCUUGAACAAGACCCCGAGGACGAAGACGAGGACGAUCCUGAAGCUGCGGAGCGCAGGAAGGCCCAGAUGGCUGUCUGGGAGCCCGCCGCCAACGGCCACACUGGAUCCAUCACCGCCCUCGCUGUCUCGCCUGACAGCAAGUGGGUCGCGAGCGGAUCCGACGACACAAUGAUCAUCCUGUGGGACACUGAGGAACAGUCGGUUGUUCGGAAGUGGGAGUCGCACGGCGACAUCGUCUGGCACCUCGCAUUCUCCCCAGACAGCGCGCGCCUGGCAUCAUCUGGCGGCGAGGGAAGGAUCAUGAUCUGGAAUGUCGAUGGCGGAGAGCAUCUCGGGACGCUCGGGGGCCAUACGGAGGCGGUUCACACCGUCGUCUGGUCUCCAGAUGGCACCAAACUCGGGUCGGGCUCGGACGAUAUGACCGUCCGUAUCUGGGACGCGCAGAAUUACGAGUGCUUGCACUUGCUCGAGGGUCAUAACGCCAUGGUCACCUUCGUGCUAUUCUCGCACAACGGCCAGUACCUCGCCUCGGGUGGCGCGGACUACAACUGCCGCCUGUGGAACGUGGACACGGGCACGUUGCACAAGGAGUUGACCGGCCACCGCGGGAUGGUGUGGACCGCUGCAUUCGAUCCAGUAGACAACCGUAUCGCGACGGCUUCGGAUGACGGAAGCGUGCGUGUCUGGAAGGUCGAGACGGGUGAGGAGCUGGUGGUGCUGCAUGAGCAUCACGGGCCCGUGUGGGUUGUGGCGUUCACUGAGGACGGGAAGGAGAUCCUGUCCGGUUCGAGCGACUCGACACUGAAGAUCUGUGACUCAUUCAGCAGCAAACGAGUCGCCAUUAUGGAGGGUCACGACAGCAUGGUGAACGCAGCGUCCCUCUCGCCGGAUGGGCGAUAUAUUGCAUCAGCGUCGUCGGACAACACUGUACGGUUUUGGCGGAAGAAGGACGGGACAAACAUGAAGACGUUCAACGAGCACAACGAUAAGGUAACGCACGUGGUAUUCUCCCCCGAUGGGGUGACUUUGUCGUCUGGUUCGGACGAUGGGACUGUCCGCAUUCGUGUGCUCAAGGACUUCGUCAAGCUGGAUUGAGGGACAAAACAUUACUAGAUCCCAUCUCCUAUGUUCACUUCCCUCUCGCUCCAUGUUAUACAGCAACUGUGGCCCCUGACCUUAGCCCAUUUCGUCUAUUCCCACUUGGUUUCGGUCUACUUCACGUACAUAUAUAUAAUGAGGAUAUCGUGUACAAGCAACAUCGAUCAACCCUUUGGCAUGCCAUCAUAUAACAUAGUCAAUGAGAUACGGGCCAAAGAUCCUGCCACUAGUGCCCUGAAGACGUCCCUAUUGCUACAUCAAGAGGCGCCGGAUGUGCACCGUUCCAUCGUGCGAGCCGGAUGCGAGCGUCGAUCCAUCGGACGAGAACAUGACCGACGUAACAUUGUCAUUGUGCUCAUUGUACGUCGUGUGGCUCGACCCGUCACUGGCAUUCCAGAGUCGCACCGUGUUGUCGGACGCGGCGGAAGCGAUGAACUUGCCAUUAGGCGAGAACUCAACCGCAUUGAUCAUGCUGUCAUGCCCGUCGAGUGAGAGCUGUCUGUCUCCAGUGAAGGAGUCGCAGAUCUUCACCGUCGAGUCACUCGAGCCAGACGCGAUGCGCUUGCCGUCGGGCGAGAAGGCGACCGUCCAGACUGGGCCAGUGUGCUCGUGCAGAAUGACGAGCGCCUCACCCGUCUCCGCGUUCCAAAUACGACUACUGCCAUCGUCGGACGCAGUGAUGAUACGGCGAUUAUCUGGCGAAAACGCGGCGGCACAGACCAUGCCGCGGUGUCCCUCGAGCACGUUCAAGGGCUCUCCAUCCUCGAGCUUCGCCGUCUCCCAGAUGGUGCACACGCUCUCGGUGCCACCAGUAGCCAUGAGUCGGCCGUCGGGCGAGAAGAUGACGAAGGUUACGACCGCAGUGUUCUUGUCGAGCGUCCGAACCUCCUCGUACGUCUGGGCGUUCCACAGGUAUAGCGUUCCGUCGCUGGCACCUCCGAUGAGGAAUCGCCCGUCAGGUGUGUACACGAGCGAAUGGAUAGCAUGGUCAGGCUGAAUCCUCAAGUGCAAUCUGCCAUUCGCGACGGCCCAGAUGAUGACCCCCUCGUCAUGCGAAGCCGAUGCGAGGUAGAUGUUAUCGCGUGAGAACGCUAGCGCGGAGAUCGUGUCCGUGUGGCCGAUCUCGGGGGGGAUGGGCACCUUGUGCCGCACGCUGUUCGUAAGGGCAUCCCAGAUGAUGAUCGUCGUGUCCUCUGAUCCACUCGCGACGUACUUGCCGUCCGCAGAGUAGGCGAGUGCGGUGACGGACCCGUCGUGUAUGCUCGUUGGGGCGUUGAAGUCCGGACGUUUGCCUUCCGCCUUACUGCCACCGUCUCCCAUCUCCUCAUCGUCAUUGGUAUUCUGAGGGUAAGGCGGAGGUGGAGGUGGAGGAGCCAUCCCUCCAUGCGAUAGUAGCGGAGGAUUCGCAGGUGGGAGUGGAGGAUUCUGGGCCGGAUGAAUGCGAUCUGCAGGCAAAUACCCCAUGGGCGUUGACAAAGGUAUCCCUGGAGGGUACGCGCCCUGCGGUGAUCGUGGCGUAUCGAGCAUGGAAACAGCAACUAGGGGACUCAUUCCCUGGGAGUACAUGUCCUGCUGGUAAGGCAUGCCGUGCUGAUAUUCCACACCCAAUUGAAGUGGCAUCCCUUGCGGAUGUUGCAUUCCUUGAGGGUACUGGUAUCCAUGAGAGUACAUCGAGGGGUCACCCAUUCCGCCGUAGGAAGGUGCGGCUGACGAUCCAGCAGGAUCCCAGCGGCCGUAGGCUUGAGAAGGGCCAGCGAACUCCAUGGGCACGUGAUCGUUAUCGUGAGGAACCUCGUCGCCCAAGUACCUGCCACGCUUUUCUUCGCGUAAUCGAUCUUCGGCAUCUUCCUCCUGCCUAGUCCUACGUUUCCGCAAGAAUGUAUAGUUCACCGAUACCGUCCCCACUCCGUACUCGUCAACUUCAAUGCUUGGUCCUAGCUGUGCGAUCGCUUCCGGGACGUCCUCAGGGAACUUCCGAUUCAUGAAGAGCGCAAUCAAAUCCAGAUCUGAUGCAACUGCCAUAGCGGCUUCAGAAUUCUCUAGGAUGUACGUCAGAAGGUGGUCCACAGGAUCGUAAGUCUCUUCUUGCACUCCAUCAGGUUCAAAGUCAUAUGGGGAGGAACCACGGGCGCCGACCAUCGGCGCGCCCAAUCCCGAGUUGUCUGGCCCAGGAGGCAGUUGAUGAGGACCGGCCGUAGCCUGCAUCGGUUGCUGCCGAAGCCAGAAUCGACGCUUCAUCUUGUAAUAGUGGAUGAACAAGCACUGGCUCGGGCCUUGAAUGGCGGCGUCGCUAGGGCUCGGAUAGCCGGGAUACGACGCUUGACGCGACAAAUCUGCCCAGCUGUCCCGCCGCGGGGGGCCAGUGCGAUAGAAGUUCGCAGGUAGGAAUUCGUUCGAUAUCUUCACGGAGAAGCCUGCGCUCGCGGUGGGACCGAAAUCGCCCGAAACGUAUCCCUCCUUACUACGAAACACGUUCCCUUGGAAUGCUGCGACUGCCCAAUGCGUCGUCUUGAGGGUGCCGCAGACAAAGAGCAUCUGUUGUUCAUUAAGAUCAAGGCCCCAGCUGCUGGAAGCGUUCGCAAAUUCGAGCCAGCGAGUGAAAUUCUCCCGCAUGUGGUUGACGAUGUGUCGCUUGGACUCGAUAUCCUCGGCGAUACCCGGAGGCGCGAGCAUGACGAAUGCCCCGGAAUCAGAGGUAGAUUUGAAAGAGAAACCAGCUCCCGCAACUGCGGGUAGCCCGCCAGCGUUAGCACCCACAUCUCCUUGAGCCUCGAUCGUACGUAUACUGGAGCUGGCGACGACCUUCUGACCGAUCCUCUCACAUCGUCCGAUAGAGACGUUCUUGGGAUUGAACAACUGAAAAUCCAAGGGGACGCCCUUCUCCUCAUUGACGGGAUCGUCCUCUGGCUUCAUGCAGUUGAAGAGAGCACGGAACUCGCCUUGCUUGAUCCAUCCCACAUCUCCAAUGUAGACCUGUCGUCCACGGUCUCUGCUCGGCUCCGGGAUCCAGAGCGGGUAGCCGAAGCCCAUGGGGAACAGCUGCUCGGCGUAGAUAUUCCAAGGGUUUUGUUGUGGGGGUGGCAUAAUGGACAAGACUAGUAGACGCAGGAAGGGGCUAUUAUACUAGAUUUGUAGGCAG